Molecule: messenger RNA, 1104 nt
Organism: Mya arenaria
Lineage: Eukaryota; Metazoa; Mollusca; Bivalvia; Myida; Myidae
Product: lymphocyte antigen 75-like
Exons: 7
Coding region: 185-889 (234 amino acids)
Source: RefSeq, a predicted model, not a curated record
CUUUUGGUCAGUGCUAUUUCUCUCGCUGCCGGUGUUAACGUCUGCGGCGUGCGCGGAUAUUAAUAGCCAGGCAUGCGCACUGUUGGACCAAGCCAACCCUGACGUCUGCAAGGAUCCCACUUUAAGCUCGAGCGCUUGUCCAAAAUACUGCAACCUCUGUCCGUUGGAAUGCUACCAGUGUCAGAUGACGUCGGCUGAUAGAGACGCCUGUAACACUACCAGACUGUGUGGCGUCGGAGAGAGUUGCUUGUUGAAGGAGGUUCGGUCAACGGGGGACGGGCACACACAGUUUACCAUGACCUGCGCCACAGAUCAGAUCUGUGACGGCGACGAACCGUUGACUGUAUUUGGAAGACGAAAACGCAACGUUGUCAUGACUUGUUGCAAGACUGAUCUGUGUAACACACCUACGUCUAUUUUCUCUCCAUCGACAUCAACGGUGGUGUCAUCUUCAACGACUAUUAAAACCACGCCACAGACGGUAUGCGACACAUCCGGUGGAUUUCAGCUUCUGUCUUUUCAUGAGCAGAUGUGCGUCAAACUACACCGGUCAUCGCACAAAUGGGACGCCGCUAGGAGAAUUUGCCAAGCGGAGAAUGCAGACCUCGUGGUGCUAGACACCGCGGACAAGCGACGCGAUGUUACAAACUACGUUACGUCGACCAUUGGACACCCUGUCAACUACUGGAUUGGCUUGCGCGACCACCUGGGCGCAGACACAUUUCAGUGGGUGAACGCGGUGUACGUGUCCAACACGGACUACCAGUGGGGAGUCGGUCAACCCGACCAAAUCAAUCAAAACUGCGUUUUUGUUAAAAAGGAAGACCACCUUUGGCAUGACUGGCUUUGUUCGGAGUCUUUUUCGUUUGUUUGUGAACGAAAUAUGUAGAAAGAGUGCUUUAUUAUGUUUGAAGUGUUUCUGCUAGUCAACUCGAAAGUUAAUUAUAUAAAAUUAUUUAGAUAACCAUAUUUUUACUGCACGUUUAACAUUUGAUUGCAUACAACAGGAUCACAUUUAAAUUUAAACAAUAUGAUAGUAUGAGUAGUGUUCAGUAAAUUAUUCUAACCAACUGCCAUAACUUCUCUGCAAGUCUUGCCUGUUAU